Molecule: messenger RNA, 1801 nt
Organism: Hydra vulgaris (swiftwater hydra)
Lineage: Eukaryota; Metazoa; Cnidaria; Hydrozoa; Anthoathecata; Hydridae
Source: RefSeq, a predicted model, not a curated record
CUUACUUUUUUUUUUGCAACAAUGUAUAUACGUUGGUUUCAACAUUCACAAAUUUCAGAAUUUUCAUCCACAUUGACUUCUGUCUCAGGAUUAGUUGUUACUUUGAUGACAUCAGCUUUAGUACCAGUCGAUGUUUUUCUGAUUUCUUAUAUGAAAAAUGCUGAUGGAUCUUUUAAGGAAUGGGCUGCAGACAAUUCCACUCAGAACUCUAUUGAAGAUACUAUCUCAUAUUGUUAUUAUGGCUUGUAUGGGUUGGUUGCUUUGUUUGUGUUUGUAAUAUUGCCUUUUAUGUACUUUUUCUAUGAGGAAAAAGAUGAUAGCGUUACAAACAAAGAGAGAUGUUGUACAGCAUUAAAGUAUUCUAUGGUAUUUUUGCUGGCAGCUUUUGUCAUACUAAUAACAGGUGCCUUUGUUCCAUUGAAACCAUUGCCUUCAAAUAUGACUGCUUUCGAUGAAAAAUUUAAUUUUCUUAAACAUGAGUUAGAAAAUUAUAAAAAUAUAAAACAGACCAUGUCCAUCCUUGUUGGUGUAAUUUCUAUGUUUGGAAUGUUGAUGCUAAUUCAGUAUGUGGCUUUUGGGAUGUCUGCAUUACCGCUUGGAAUGAUUCGAUGUGGUAAAAUAUACAGAGAAGAACCUGAAAGUAGACAGAAGUUAUCAAGAAAAGAAAAAGAUAAAGAAAAAGCAAAUAUGCUAAGGGCAAAGAUUAAGGCUAAAGUUAGUCUCACCCGCUUUGAACGAAAUGAGAUGCGAAGAAUUGAACAAGAUGAAUUGUUACAAAACAGGAUUGAUCGGAAAAAAAAAAAAAUGAAAAAGGGCAUUUUCCAUAAAUUAUUACAACUAUUAAAGCCAUUUCAAGUGUUAUUUGGAGUUUUUUUCCUUUUCAUUUCAUUACUUAUUAUGAUUUCUCUUACCAUUACCAGCAUUGAUAAAGCUUUACAUUCACUGGGAUUGAAAUCAGGUUAUGCUUUGCCUAAACCUACUUUUCCAAAUCCUGUUAAUAUUGUCAUGGUUUAUACUCAACAAGUCUUUCCUCUUGAUUAUUUAUUGUUUACGGGUGUAAUUCUCUUUUUUGUCUUUGGUUGUAUGAAUGGAAUUAAGAAAAUUGGUAUAUGGUGCUGUUGCAUUAAGAUGUUUAAAAUACGUCCUGGUCGAACAAUGCCUCAGGCUUUAAUAUUCAUGGUCUUUAUUCUAAUGCUGAUGAUUGUCUCCUUGAAUAUUUUAUUAUUAACAGCAAUUCCUCAAUAUAUGCAGUUUGGCAACCAAAAGUAUUCACUAUACAGUCAAAACAGCACAAACAGCUCCCGUCAUAAUGAAACAGAUAUUAAACCUCAAACAUAUUUAUGCACCACAAAUGCUCCUGAAGGACACUGUAUUAUGAGUCGACUGGCAAUAAUCCUGAAUACAUUGUUUUACAAAGCUUGGUUUUUCGGAGCCUUUUAUUACUGGAGUAUAUGGCUUUUUAUUGGUGUGUAUUAUAUUGGACUGAUAUACAACGUAGUAGCCAUGUUUCGAAAAAAAACGAUAGCAGAAAUUCUUAGCAGUGACGAAGAUUCAGAAGAAGAUAUGCAUAGGCUAUUAACAGCCUGAACAUUGGGUUCGUUAAAAUAUAAAACUUCAUUUUCUUCAAAAACUUUCAACAUUGUGUAUAUUUCAAUAAAGACUUUUAUGAAGUUUUUUUUCUUAAUAUUUUUAUGGUUAAAUAUUUAUCCUUUUCGUUUUCUUUUUUUAUUUAUUUUUUAAAUAAUUUUUUCACAAUCUUGUUAAUACCAGCAUAUUCACAUUCGAGUAUAUGAAUAUAUUU